GAUCUGUCAUUCAAGAGCGCUGAGCGGCGAGAUGGUGUCACAGUGAGUUAGUGACAGCUUCACACAUGUAACGCUUCUAAAGUUUUGACAACCAAAAGUGACCAAUAUUUGCACUUUGCGAACAUCCGAACGAGUGGCUCACAAAAACUGAACGAUGACGGCCAAAACCUUGGAGAAAGCCCAUAUAGCUCUUGGUGGCUUUGUGCACCCUCUCUCCGAAAGCAUCUACUCAGUGGAUGAGCUCGCCACGUCUCUGCCAGCAUCUGUGACUAUAUUUCCGAACGGUGAUUUGGGAGGACAUUACGAGCAGAUAAACGGGCCUUCGGGAGAUGGCUUGAUCGGCGUGGAUAUGAGCACAGAGAAGCGAUCUCUCGACCUGUCCUAUCCCAGCAGCUUCGCGCAACCAGCCGGCCAUCGCAACCAAACUUUCACCUAUAUGGGAAAGUUCUCCAUCGACUCCCAGUACCCAGGAAACUGGAACCCGGAGGGCGUGAUAAACAUCGUGAGCGCGGGGAUCCUGGGCAUGACCCAGCCGUCUUCAGCAUCCUCUUCACCUGCGUCCUCAGUCUCCCCCGGCCACUUCUCCAGCAGUCUCAGUUGCACCAUGGCACAAAACCAGUCCGACAUGGAACACAUCUACUCUCCUCCACCACCCUACUCUGGAUGCGGAGAGGUCUAUCAAGACCCAUCCGCCUUCCUCUCCACCUCCACCUGCCCCAUCUCAUAUCCUCCGCCGUCCUACUCGUCCCCAAAACCGAACACGGACUCUGGGCUGUUCCCCAUCAUCCCGGACUACGCCGGCUUUUUCCAGCCUCCGUGCCAGAGGGACAUGCAGUCCAUGCCCGAUCGCAAACCGUUCUCGUGCCCACUGGAGUCGUUCCGCGUUCCCCCUCCUUUAACACCCCUGAACACGAUCAGGAACUUCACACUGGGGGGACCGGUGUCUGACGGACCCAGGCUACCCACAGCCUACACCCCGCAAAACUUGCCCCUCAGGCCCAUUCUGCGCCCGAGGAAAUACCCCAACAGACCCAGCAAGACCCCCGUUCACGAGCGCCCGUACCCCUGCCCCGCGGAGGGCUGCGACAGACGCUUCUCCAGAUCCGACGAGCUCACCAGACACAUCCGCAUCCACACCGGCCACAAACCCUUCCAGUGUCGGAUAUGCAUGAGGAACUUUAGUCGCAGCGACCACCUGACGACCCACAUCCGCACGCACACCGGCGAAAAGCCGUUCGCCUGCGACUUUUGCGGGAGAAAGUUUGCGCGCAGCGACGAGAGAAAGCGACACACGAAAAUCCACCUGCGACAGAAAGAGAGAAAAUCCUCCGCGUCCUCCGGCUCAGAACGCACCAUCACAAUGGGCUCGUCCGCGGGCAUCUGCUCGUCCACUUCAAGCCAGUAAACUUCCAGCUGGACUUUGCGAUAUCCAACACUAUAUAGGCAAUAGAACAGUGACCAUAAUAGUAAUAAUAAUUAUAAUAAUAAUGGACUACUCGUAAUAUAUUAAAACUGGGACGACUGAUAUAGUGAAAUCCAACCACAGUGCCAAAAGCCGCGGGGACGCACUUUAAAGGUGGUGCGUGUUGUUUUUCUUGCUACAUUUAUUUUUGCAUCAGUCGCAUGCUGACUGACGAAACGCACUUUGUUUGAACAUUCAGGCGAAUUUUAAUCCUAAUUGAAUAAAAAAUAAAACAACCUUAAACCGCACGUGGGAGUAUUGUGCACUCGACUCAAGGGGGUGCGUUGAGUGGAUGCUGUCGGGCACCUUUCAGCAUUUGCCUCUGGAAAAGUUUAUUCCAAUCUAAAAGAAAACAAACCUUCAAAUGUGCAACUUUAACAAUGAGCUUGUAACGUGACUAUUUCUCCCAUUGUCGUGCCUUUCGCCGUGUACAUAAACCCCGAACUUUGAAUGAAAUUGUAUAUUAUCCUUUAAUAUGAAAGUUUUCGAAGAUAUAUUUUUGUACAAAUUGUUUCGUGCCAAAAGUGUUUGUGGUUAAAACAAAGACUGUAAAUAGUUAACUCUUGACGUUUGUUCUGUGAUUGUUCUGACUGAUAUAAACGUGUUUGUUUUGACUAAAUCAAUAAUGUCCGAACUACUGAAAAUAAAACACAUGA
This is a messenger RNA of Triplophysa rosa, 2118 nucleotides long. RefSeq names its product early growth response 2b (gene egr2b). NCBI's taxonomy places the organism in Eukaryota, Metazoa, Chordata, Actinopteri, Cypriniformes, Nemacheilidae. Bases 155 to 1405 code for a protein of 416 amino acids. Gene Ontology annotation, molecular function: RNA polymerase II cis-regulatory region sequence-specific DNA binding; DNA-binding transcription factor activity, RNA polymerase II-specific. The transcript has 2 exons. Gene Ontology annotation, biological process: regulation of transcription by RNA polymerase II. The record is from RefSeq and is a predicted model, not a curated record.